GGAAUGCUGCCGUCAAAUGCACAAGUCACAAGUGUCACUUUAUUACUUGGGAUAAAACAAGACAUGAGAGUCCAAAGGGCCGGUUGGUCUGUGCAUGGCAGCUCCUGGAGAGAGUUACUACCACUCUAUCAUCCAUGAAUCUCUCUAGCCUCCGUUUAAAACUUUCCAGCGUUCCAGCACUUGUUAUAAAGUUGCUAAAUUCAAUACAGAAACCAACAGCAAAAUAUGAAGUCCCUCAUGAAGACAAAUGAUGGAGCCCUCCUGUAUCAGGAGAGAAAGGGGUCAACAGCAUGUCAGAAAACCUAUGUGUACCAGAAGAGUGCUAAGACAUUCAUCCCCGUCACUGUGGAUGAAAAAGGAAGGAACACUGUAAGCAUAAAAGAUCACAUUGGUGAGUGGCUGAAAGAUGUAUUCCUUCCCCGGGGGUACCCAGAGUCUGUUUCUCCUGACUACCUCCAGUACCAGAUGUGGGAUACAAUACAGGCCUACUGCAGCAGCAUUGCUGGGGCAUUAAGCCUGCAGGCCACCUUGACUGGUUUAGGGGUGGGAGAAGAAGCUGCUACACCCCUGGCAGCAACUCUCACAUGGCUGCUGAAGGAUGGAUCAGGGAUGGUGGCUUCUAUUGCCUUUGCCCACUGGAGAGGAUCACAGUUGGAUUGUAAUAGCAAGCAAUGGCGUCUCUUUGCUGAUGUGGCCAAUGAUUUGGGGCAUCUCUUAAAGUUGCUGGGUCCUCUGCUGCCAGUGCCAUUUUUGGCUGUUAUGUGUGUCUCAGCAGUGAUGAUGGCUCUUGUAGGAGUGGCUGGUGGAGGAACACGAGCAGCUCUUACUUCACAUCAGGCUCGUCGAGAUAACAUGGCAGAUGUGUCAGCUAAGGAUGGCAGCCAGGAGACUGUGGUCAAUCUCAUUGCCCUCUUCACCUCCCUCACAAUACUACCCAUUAUCACUUCAAGUUUUAUGUUGACAUGGAUGACCUUCGUCCUGUGUGUCGUGUUCCACCUUUUAGCCAACUAUUGGGCGGUGCGAGCUGUCAAAAUGGAGAGCUUGAAUCGUCCUCGUCUUCUUUAUGUCCUCCACCAUUGGUUCACUGGAGCUGCUGUGCCAGGAAUAGAAGAAACAAAUCUCUCUGAACCUUUGUUAUUUGGAGCAGCAUUUAUUCCUAAUUAUUUCCCUUAUGGCUUCCGCACAAUGCUUGGUUGUUCAUUUCACUGGGCUCUGGAGUGCUGUAGAAGUAAUGAAGAUGUUAUGACUCUCUACUCAUCAACGAUGGAUACAUUUACACAGGAAAACUACCUUUUGUGUACCAGCCUGAAACGCAGACAAAUUUACAUAAUUUACCGACCAGGGAUUACAGCACAAGAAGAACUUGAGGCAGUUUUUAUGGCAUAUUUAUAUGUCCUUAACUCCAACCAUAUUUCAGAGGGAUCCCAAUUGUCUGCUGAGUAUGUGGCUGAAGGACUGUCAACCACUGCACCAGAUAUGGAAGUCCUCACAAUAGUUAAACGUCAUGCUCAAAAGAUUUUCCCAACUUUCUUGCAGAAUCUCCAAGAAAAAGGUUGGCUACCAGACAAACUGCAUAUGGCAGCUGCUGAAUGGAGACUGUUAUGAAUAGUUGGGAGUUAAACAUCAUGAACUAAGACCAGUGUCGAGCUCUUCAUCAUGACGUGGACCAAUGUUGCUAUAGGUACUACAGUACGAGUUAUAUGAAAAUUAUAUCUUCUUGAUUAGUUAAUGGGAAAACAAUUAGUUAUAGUUAACUAACACAGACAUGAAAAAUGGCUGUAAAACAUUGGUUAUGAUAUUAUUUAAUAAAACUUUGUACACACAGAUUACAAAUCUAUUUUUCAUAAACUUGAUACACUGAAAGAUUUUUUGGUUUUGUAGUUCAUAGCACAUGUUAGGUUUCCUUUGUUUUAAUAAAGUUACAUAUUUAC
Molecule: messenger RNA, 1931 nt
Organism: Homarus americanus (American lobster)
Lineage: Eukaryota; Metazoa; Arthropoda; Malacostraca; Decapoda; Nephropidae
Product: RUS family member 1-like
Exons: 11
Coding region: 226-1605 (459 amino acids)
Source: RefSeq, a predicted model, not a curated record